Chrysochloris asiatica (Cape golden mole) is the source of this 2045-nucleotide messenger RNA. RefSeq names its product 5'-nucleotidase, cytosolic IB (gene NT5C1B). Gene Ontology annotation, biological process: adenosine metabolic process; nucleotide metabolic process. The record is from RefSeq and is a predicted model, not a curated record. NCBI's taxonomy places the organism in Eukaryota, Metazoa, Chordata, Mammalia, Afrosoricida, Chrysochloridae. The transcript is spliced from 11 exons. Gene Ontology annotation, molecular function: magnesium ion binding; nucleotide binding; 5'-nucleotidase activity. Bases 1 to 1920 code for a protein of 639 amino acids. Gene Ontology annotation, cellular component: cytosol; cytoplasm.
AUGGUCACCCAGGGAGAUUAUGUGGUCUUAACCUUAUCUGGGGUCCUUUUAAAAGUGGAGUGUUUUCUAAGACUAGUAGCAGAGGAGGAAGUUAAAGAUAUUCAAAGGAUGCAAGGAAUUCAACAAAGGAAUGAGGCUGGGAUGAGGUACUCAAAAGAAAGUCUAGAAUCGGAGAAGAGAAGAGAGUCUGAAAAACCAGGAGUUCAUGUGACCACCCAGAUGAGGCGUGCAUUCUAUCCGAAUCACUCACUGAGAUGUUGCUCCAUGCGAGGUCACUCGUCGUGUAGACACUGCUUUUGUGCAGCUGAGGGAACAGGAACAGUACUUCUUGGUCCCUGCCGCACAAUACGUAUUUAUAUUCACAUGUGCCUGUUGUGGGAGCAGGGUCAGCAGAUCACCAUAAUCAGGGGAUCACAAGAAUUAUCAAAAACAGAUUCUCGAGGGUAUCUCGCGCGAAAUCAAUGGUCCCGGACAUCACAGCGUCCAUCCACUAGGGCUCCAUCCACUGACGAAUCCAGAAGCAGGAAUGCCAGUCUUAAGCUCCCUAACAGCAACACCACCUCCAGGACUCCAUCCACCUCCCCUAGCCAGCAUGAUUCCACUCCGCAGCUGUCUGCACAGUCUUCGCCUCCCACACAGUCUAAGCAACCCAUGCCUUCAGUAUCGCGGCCUCCCACACCCCCGGAGCCCCAGCCAGGCUCCAGGCGCAGCACCAAAAUGCAGGAGAAUCCGGAAGCCUGGGCUCAUGGCAUAGUCCGGGAAAUCCGGGAAGCCCGAGAAUCACAGCCACGGGAUUACCCACGCACUCCCCCCACCGAAUGGAGGGCCUAUGCUCAGCGCAGGGGCUCCUACUCAAUCUCCCAGCAGGACCGUGACUGUUUCUCGGACCAGCAGGGGCAAGACCAGGACGAGGAUGAGGCUUACUGGGCAUCCCUGAGAACGAUGUAUGAGAAGACUCCUAGCAGCUCACGUCCACGGCCACCCAAACCCAAACAUGCCAUCACCAUUGCCGUCUCAUCCCGGGCACUCUUCAACAUGGUGGACGGCAGGAAAAUCUACGAGGAAGAGGGCCUAGAAAAGUACAUGGAAUAUCAGCUCAACAACGAGCACGUCAUCUUGACCCCAGGACCCGCUUUCCGUUUUGUUAAGGCACUGCAGCAUGUCAAUGCUAGACUCCGUGAGCUGUAUCCUGAUGAACAGGACUUAUUUGAUAUUGUACUGAUGACUAAUAACCAUGCCCAAGUGGGAGUGCGGCUUAUAAACAGCGUCAAUCACUAUGGCUUAUUAAUUGAUCGCUUCUGUCUGACUGGUGGAAAAAGCCCCGUUGGCUAUCUGAAGGCUUAUCUUACCAACUUGUAUCUUUCUGCGGAUUCUGAAAAAGUACAAGAAGCAAUACAAGAAGGAAUUGCCUCAGCAACAAUGUUUGAUGGAGACAAAGAUAUGGCUUACUGUGACACACAGCUCCGUGUGGCCUUUGAUGGAGAUGCUGUCCUCUUCUCUGAUGAGUCUGAACAUAUUGCCAAAGAACAUGGGCUGGACAAGUUCUUUCAACACGAAACAUUAUUUGAGAACAAACCUCUUGCACAGGGUCCCUUGAAAGGCUUUCUGGAAGAUUUAGGAAGACUGCAAAAGAAGUUUUAUGCCAAAGAUGAACGGUUACUUUGCCCUAUCAGGACCUACCUGGUGACUGCCAGGAGCGCAGCCAGCUCAGGUGCUAGAGUGUUGAAAACCCUUCGUCGCUGGGGUCUAGAGAUAGACGAAGCUCUCUUCCUUGCUGGAGCCCCGAAAGGACCCAUCUUAGUGAAGAUUCGACCCCAUAUCUUCUUUGAUGACCAAAUGUUCCACAUUGAAGGGGCACAGAAAUUUGGCACCAUCGCAGCUCAUGUACCUUAUGGCAUUUCUCAAAAAAUCAAUCCUUAGGUGAUGGGAAGGUGAAAUACAGCACUGACAGUCCAGUAUUACAGAAGUUACUCCAUGUGCGUCCCCUGAGUCAUUAGGUGGGUGUUUCAGAAGAUUGGACAUCAGAACCUAGCACUUCGGGGGAA